Molecule: messenger RNA, 4224 nt
Organism: Bipolaris maydis ATCC 48331
Lineage: Eukaryota; Fungi; Ascomycota; Dothideomycetes; Pleosporales; Pleosporaceae
Biological process (GO): signal transduction; protein phosphorylation
Molecular function (GO): ATP binding; protein serine/threonine kinase activity
Source: RefSeq, a predicted model, not a curated record
AUGCGAGACCCAAAUGCGGCUUUGACAGCCCAUGGGGACCCGCUCCACGCCGGCGACAAAGGCCCGCCAGAGUCACCCAUGUGCGACUCGACCGACGACGACGCGCGCCCGCCCUCUGCACACGACGACCGCACGUCUCCCAGCAAUCCACCAUCGCCAGAUCACCGUGGCCCCGAAACACCAGGCCGUCGCCCCAGAGACCGCUCCCAAGCCCUCGACGUCGACGAGAACGACUGCACCCCCCGCUCCGAAGUACCCUCCGUACCAGACGCCCUCAACGCAGCCCUCCACUCCCACACCCACUCGCUCGACCCUGAACCGUCCUACUUCUCCCCACAGCCCCUCCGCAUCUACUCAUCGCCCAUCCCCCACUCCACACCCGCCUCGUCCAACCCCUCGCCCAGCACAAGCACUCAUGCCUCCCACGCCUCCCUGGCCAGUGUCGACGAGACGGCCCCCUCGCCCGCACCCCAACACCCAGACCGCCCUGCCUUUUUGCGAGACAUCUCGUCGGUAUCCACCGCCAGCAAUACCACAGUCCGCGCAAACUCGGUAGACCCCAUCUAUCCCUUCGCACCCCCCUCGCGCCACCGGGAUGGGCCAGUCUAUCCCAACCAGUCCUACGCCGCCCUCCACCUCCAAAAGUAUCCGCAGCCCUACGUCCCUCCUAUCGUGCGCUCCCGCAGCUCACACCCCGCACAUGCUACUGCCAACUCGCUGUCCAGCCUCGGCGCUUUUGGCCUCACUUACGACCACGUCCGAGACAUUAUGGACUCUGGACCCCGUACUGUUGGCAACUCUCCCGUGAGCACGCCAGGCCUCUUCAACCCCACCAACCGCCGCAUGUCGCAGGACACUGAUGCAACAGACGACGGAACCUACUCAACCCCUUGGCUGCACCACACGCACAGACAAGCCCCCAAGGAGACUCACGUCGCCGACGUACAGGCUGACCCAGUCUCUGGCCGCAAAAUUGUAAACCAAUACGAAAUCAUAGAUGAACUCGGCCGCGGCGUGCACGGCAAGGUCAAGCUGGGCAAGGACCUAGUGCACGGACGAUACGUCGCAAUUAAGAUCGUCGAUCGCUAUUCUAAGCGCAGACGCUUGGGCAAGAACAACAGCCACGAGGACAAGAUCAAGCGCGAGAUAGCCAUUCUGAAAAAGGCCCGGCAUCCCAACAUUGUUAGCUUGCUCGAAGUCAUCGACGACCCGGCUAAGAAGAAGGUCUACAUCGUACUCGAGCACGUGGAGCUGGGCGAGGUCAAGUGGCGGACGGAAGGCGCCAAGGAAAUCUGUCUCGUGGAAUGGCGUCGCUUCAAGCGAGAGUCUCAGGGCGUCUUUGACAACGACAGUGCCGCUCGGGAAGAUGAGAACAUCAUCCGCGUGGCCCACCAAAAGCUUGCCCGCCAGCAACGCCGUGCAGCCAAGGAGGCCCAUCUCCGCCGCAAGGAAGGAACAUCGGACAUGGCCUGGAGUCUCGAAAUGGGAAUGGAGUCUGAAGACGAAUACUCGGAGAACGGCCGCGGCUCUCAAUCAUCCAGCCGCACCGAGGAGCGCCCGUGUAGUCGAAACCAGCACGACGACCACAUGGAAACUGCAUUCCGAUCACCUGAGCCAAUGCGCAACUCGUGGGCCGAGGGGCUCGAGGGAACCAUGUACGGCCCCUACGACUCAGACUUCACCCGGGGACGCGUCCCGAGCCUCGCUGGUAGCUCCUCGUCUCGCCUGACCGACCCUGACGAGGAGAUACCAGACCACUUCAACUAUGUUCCCCUCAUGACCACUCAAGCCGCCUGGGAAGCCUUCAAAGACACUGUCCUGGGCAUAGAGUAUCUCCACUAUCAAAACGUCAUCCAUCGCGACAUCAAGCCAGCAAACCUUCUCGUCACUCGGGAGCAUCGCAUCAAGAUAUCCGACUUUGGUGUCUCGUACUUGGGACGACAAAAGACUGACGAAGUCAAUGGCGAUCAAUCAGAAACUGAGCAACAAGAGGCUGAUGAAGCAAUCGAACUCGCAAAGACGGUUGGGACUCCCGCCUUCUAUGCUCCCGAGCUGUGCCGUACAGAGACUGAUGCAGAAACCCCUUCGAUUGAUGGCGGAAUCGACAUUUGGGCUCUUGGUGUUACGCUGUACUGCCUCAUUUAUGGUCGUGUGCCUUUUCACGAUACCAACACCUUUACCUUGAUGAAGGUCAUCAGUGAAGACGAGCCAUACAUACCGCGAUUCCGUUUGAAGCCUGUGGCGGAGCACUCCAACUCGCGGCCAAGCUCGCACGGACGCAACACUCAGCCCACAAUGAGUAGCAAGAGAGCUCCGCACGACCUUGAGUACGAGGAGGUGGACGAAAACCUACGUGACCUUUUGCGACGUCUACUGAUCAAGGAACCACGAUAUCGCAUCACUAUACCAGAGAUCAAACGCCAUCCAUGGGUGCUAUCAGGCAUUCCCAACCACAUCUCCUGGGCCGAGGAAACCGACCCGAGCAGAUCGUUCGAAGGCAGGAAAAUUCAAAUUUCCAAAGAGGAUGUCGAAGAGGCCGUUGUCCCUAUUGGUUUCGUGGACCGUCUCCGUUUUGCUGCCAAGAAGACAUCCGACUUUGUCAAAGGCUUCACGACUCGCAGUUCCGGUUCAAGACGUCGUGCCCAAAGCUCAGCAGCAAAUCAGGAUACUCCAAGCAUAAGCGCAAACUCCUCUAGCAGCACCAUCAGCCAAGAUGCUCGACCAUACGAAGGCAGGCGUGGGAGCCUGGCACCCGGUGCCAUUUUGGAGAUUCUGACUCGCUCCCGGGAGUCUGAACAUCCUCUUUCCCACAGCGUUACUGCUAGUCCAGAGGCAAAGGAGCGGUCCAAGUAUUUUGACAGCCCCAGCUCCCGGACUGCAUCGCCUGCGCAAAUCACUGAGAGUCAGCGACCCCAACUGCAGGACCGUGCACUUUCGUCCAUCAACACCAUACGCCAAUCGGACCUCCAAGGUCGUUCAGGAUCGCCGAGCAUUCCGCCGGCUUUACCUGGAACCCCCAUGGCCCUCGAUACCCCUGGGGGCUCACAAUUAGGAGGCCUGUUUGGUGGCCUUCCACGCCGCGUGGUCAACAGCAUGAGGAGCAGAGAUCGGCUAAAGCCCCCAAAAGAACAUAGCCGCACGAGGUCAAUCGACAGACUGGUUGGAUGUGACGAUGAUGCACAUGCUGUCCCAAGCCUUGCAAUUAGCACAACUUGUGCUUCAGGCCAAGUCAACCAGCCCGAGGCUCUGAAAGAGACAUCGUCACCUAUCGCCAGGACCUCGUCUCCUGCCAACUCUGAGACACCGUCUUUUGGUCAUAUUGAUGCCUCGUCGCGGCAAUCGUCAUUGUCAUCAUUGUCAUCUCGUCUGCGCAGAAACUGGGUGACUGCGAAUGAUAUUGAAGUUGGACCUUCGCUAGGUUCGCUGGGUACAUCGCCGGAUUCUCGUGCAGUGCCCCAUCUGCCCCAACCUAGCGACCGGAGACCUUCCAGCACCAUCUCUGUCGCACAAGAACAGUCCGAGGAGGUUUUUGAUCGCGCAAAAGACGAGUAUCGUCGACGACUUGGGGUAGAGCAGUCCAUGGCUCGUGAACGAUCAAAUUCGGCAGCACAACGGCCUCAUUCUUCCCUUGGCCAGGUUGCUUGCCCUCCCAGCCCAGACGAUGAGAUUCUCUUCAACCGGCAAAGCAACCAAGAGUACUGGCACCGAAACGACCAGUCGUCCGAGAAUAGUCCUCUCGGCGGAUCAAGCCGUGGCCUUGCUCUUUCAUCUUCCGAGGAUCAAUUUUCUGCAAUGUCACAAUCUGAAUCGAAUCCAUCCAUUCCCUCGGUUGCCUCUGUCGGUUCACCAAGUCAGGGUGGAUGCGGCUCGUUCGAUGAUGACUCUUGGAUGACUUCAUCGACAGUUCGCUCUUUCCCGAGUAACGAAUUCGAGCCUCCAGCUGAUGACGCUUCCGGUUAUGAUGGGGAUCAUGCAGUUGAAAGCGACGAGGAUGAUGAUAGUGAGGAAGACGGUUUAAUGAUGGGCUUCUCGAGGAAGAAGGUACCCAUGCACAAGGCCAACCGCAGCAACUCGGUUUCGAAUGGUGAACUAGCGCGCUCUACUCUACACCUCGGAAUGAACUCUCGUCGCCGCUCCACCCGCAGCGGGAGCAACGGGACUGUCAAGAAGAUUCCCCCACCAGAGCCCACGCCAGCUCACGACCGCGCAUCUGAAUCGCAAUAA